Messenger RNA from Colossoma macropomum (tambaqui), 2977 nucleotides. It is a transcript of the gene mst1, whose product is annotated as macrophage stimulating 1. Gene Ontology annotation, biological process: regulation of receptor signaling pathway via JAK-STAT; proteolysis. Gene Ontology annotation, molecular function: serine-type endopeptidase activity; receptor tyrosine kinase binding. The transcript is spliced from 18 exons. Bases 138 to 2270 code for a protein of 710 amino acids. The record is from RefSeq and is a predicted model, not a curated record. NCBI's taxonomy places the organism in Eukaryota, Metazoa, Chordata, Actinopteri, Characiformes, Serrasalmidae.
CAGCGCCAUCCAGCGGUGAGGGAGGCGCACUGCACACCGCGCCCCCGGCCCCGCUCUGAGCCGCAGACGCAGAAACGCCGACUCGACCCUAAAGACUCGGAAAGGAGAGCAAACCCGUCCAGAAAUCAUCAGAAGUCAUGAGGCUGCUCUGCUUUUUGCUACCGCUGGCGUUCUGGAGCCAAGCUCUUCAAGUCCACCGCAGUGCACUGAAUGACUUCCAGCGGUCCGAGGGGAGAGAGCUGGUUCUGAAGUCGUGGAACGCAGACCGUCUGACCCAGCUGUCGGGCAUCACUCUGGAGGAGUGCGCCAAACGCUGCUCACACAGCCAGGACUGCAGAGCCUUCAACUAUGAGUUUCGGCCGUCUGUAAUCUGUAAGCACCUGCCCUGGGUGGAUGACGGCGACAAUGCAGAAGUGAAGAGAAACGUGAACUGUGACCUGUAUGAGAUGAAAGUCUAUGUUAGGAAAUGCAUCGUGGGUAAAGGAGAGGACUAUCGGGGGAAGGUGUCAAAGACCCAGAGUGGACGAACGUGUCAGCAGUGGUGGUCAAAGUUUCCUCAUGACCACAGGUGGACUCCUUCCCCUACUAAUGGCCUGGAGCUGAACUACUGUCGUAACCCAGAUGGGGACCCCAUAGGGCCGUGGUGCUACACUACAGACCCAGAGCGCAGAUAUGAGAGCUGUAACAUCCCCCACUGCAAAGAUGAGGUGUGUAUCACCUGCAAUGGAGAGGACUACAGGGGCCAGGUUGACCAUACUGUGAGUGGACGAGAGUGCCAGAGGUGGGACCAGCAGUAUCCCCAUCAGCACAUCUAUCAACCAGAGAAAUACCCUGAUAAGAGUCUGGAUGAUAAUUAUUGCCGGAAUCCGGACGCCUCCCCAGUGCCCUGGUGUUACACCACCGACCCAGAGGUGGAGAGAGAGAGCUGUGACAUCCGCAAGUGCUCGGGGGUUCCCAAGCGCCGCCUUCGAUCCAGCUACACCACCAACUGUUUCCGGGGCCGGGGGGAGGAUUACCGAGGCAAAGUAAACGAGACCACUUCAGGAAUCCCCUGCCAGCGCUGGAACGCACAGAAGCCCCAUGAGCACCCAUUCUACCCCCAUAUCUACGAGUGCAAAGGGCUGGAGGAGAACUACUGCCGUAAUCCAGACGGUUCAGAGGCUCCGUGGUGCUUCACAUCACUGCCCGACAUGAGGACAGCUCUCUGCCUGCAGAUCAAACGUUGUGCUGAUGACAUCGAGGCUGAAGAUUGCUAUCAUGAAAAUGGCAAAAACUACCGAGGUGUUGUCCGCAAAACAAGAAAGGGCAUCCUUUGCCAGAAGUGGAGUGCCAACACACCACAUCAGACUAAGAUUAACCCAAAGACGCACCCAGAAGCCAACCUGACAGAGAACUACUGCAGAAACCCUGAUGGAGAUCUGCACGGCCCCUGGUGCUACACCACUGACCCCAAGACUGAGUUUGAUUACUGUGCAAUCAAGCAGUGUGCAGGGGAAAAAGUGCCGAUCAUGGAGCCACCAGCGCCUGUAGUGUUUAAUGAAUGUGGGAAGCGUGAUGACCGUAUGGUGAAGAGCAGGCUGAGGAUUGUGGGUGGCACACCUGGAAAUUCUCCAUGGACCGUCAGCCUGAGAGAUCGGAAGGGGAAGCAUUUCUGUGGAGGGUCUCUAGUGAACUCUAAAUGGGUGAUCAGCACCAAACAGUGUUUCUCCUCCUGUUAUGUGGACCUCACAGGCUAUGCUGCUAUGAUGGGUACUCUGUUCCAGAACCCAAAGGAAGGAGAACCAGGCUUACAGACCAUUGGUCUCAACAAAAUCGUCUGUGGGCCUACAGAGUCACAUCUGGUCCUGCUGCAGCUGGAAACUCCUGCUGAGUUUAAUGAGCGUGUCUCACAGAUAUGUCUUCCUCCUGAACGCUUCAUAGUUCCAGAGGGAACUGUCUGCGAGAUUGCCGGUUGGGGGGAAACCAAAGGAACGGGGGAUGAGACAGUGCUGAAUGUAGCUCAGAUGCAAGUGCAGAGCAACAGCGAGUGUAACAAAUACUUCAAAGGUCGUGUGAGGGAGAAUGAAAUGUGCACGACUCCUUUCUAUGGCGGAGUCGGGGCCUGUGAGAGAGACUACGGAGGUCCUCUAGCCUGUCAGAACAGCGACUGCUGGGUCCUAGAGGGAGUCAUCAUCCCCAUGCGUCGUUGUGGACACCCCGGCCAGCCCAAUAUCUUCAUCCGUGUAUCACUCUACGUGGAUUGGAUCAAGAAGGUCAUGGAGAUGGCAUAGCUAACAUAGACAUUUACCAUGCUUUAUAGUCCACCAUUCAUCUGAUAAAAGCAUCUGUAGAUAUCAGCAGGGGCACCACAAAAAGUACCCGAACGCUACUUGAGUCAUAGAAAAGAAACCAUGAACAUGUGAAUUAUUAUAAGUGAAAGUAAGCACAGUCAGUUCCAUAGAGAGGAGAUUACUAGAGGGAGAGUCAAUGUCUAACUUUAGUAAUUACACUUAUAAAUGUAAGCAAAAGUAAAUGUGUAAUGUCAGUUUUGACUUUCUAAAAACUAUUUAUCCUUUAUUAAGGUGUUCCAGGGAACCUGUUUCAUUGUGCAGCCCCUAGGAGACCCUAUUUUUGCUGACUGUCACAGUACCGUCAUAGUGUGGCACCAUCUGCUGCUUGAGCUGCAGCUGCGAAAGUUUAAUAAAAGACAUUUUCGUUUCAAAUCCAACAGAUGGCAAUAUAAUGUUAGUAUGUGUUGAUAUUUCUGUUCAUACAGUCAGUUUUCAUUAUAUAAUAACUUCGUAGACGUCGUAAAAGUAUUUCGUAAGUAUCAUAAAAGUGUUAGUGAAGUAUUAGAGGAAAUGUAGACCUAGUAAAAUAAGAAAGUAAAAGACGUUGAAUAUGCUGUUUAAGUAAAUCACUUUUGUAUGUAUACUCUGAUACUGUCUAGUGUGACUUCACUAUUCCAUUCCUGAGUAAAUGAUAACAGUUUCCAUGG